This is a messenger RNA of Colletotrichum spaethianum, 1395 nucleotides long. RefSeq names its product WSC domain-containing protein. Lineage: Eukaryota; Fungi; Ascomycota; Sordariomycetes; Glomerellales; Glomerellaceae. The record is from RefSeq and is a predicted model, not a curated record. The transcript is spliced from 5 exons. The coding region runs from base 1 to 1395 and encodes 464 amino acids.
AUGCACUUCUAUUCUUAUCUUUCUGCUGUAGGCAUUGCGAUCAUUACCAUCGCAUCUGCCCAAGAUAAAGUCGAAGAUCUAACCAAUGGAAAUGUCACUUAUGGCGCUUAUAACCCUAUUGCAGUUGAUGCACCAUAUGCCAAUGCAACUACCAAGCGGUCCGUUAAGCUAGUCGCUCGCGGUACAUCCGUCCAACGCAACGUUUUGAAGCGUGCCACUCUCGAUGGAAUUUGCCAGAACUUGCCUUCGAAGUGGAGCCACAGAGGAUGCUACGCCGAUACUGUAUCCACUCGAGUGCUCAGCGGUGAUAGCACUUCCGGGGACGACAUGUCACAGGAAAAAUGUAUUGAAUUCUGUGAUGGAAAGGGUUACAGCUUUGCCGGCGUCGAAUGGGGAAGGGAAUGCUUCUGUGGAUAUGCUCUUCCCAAGUCUGCGCUCAAGGCACUAGAGGGAGAUUGCAGCAAGCCGUGUACUGGCAACAGGGACGAAGUCUGCGGUGAUGGCGGGCGUAUUAACAUCUUCUGGAAUGGUGAUGCGGCUCCUGAAAUACUGGCUCAAUCAGGAGACUUCAACUCGAUUGGAUGUUAUUCUGAUACCCCUUCGGCUCGUGCCCUGACAACUGGUAUCAGUCUUUCUGGCGGUGUAAGAGUCAGUGACUGCACAACAGCUUGUGCCGCCCAAGGUUACCAGUUUGCUGGUGUCGAAUUCGGGAGGGAGUGCUUCUGUGGCGCCAGCAUCCAGAAUGGUGCCAAGCCAAUCUCUGCUGAGUCCUGCAACAUGGCCUGUACCGCCGAUAAGACUCAAUACUGUGGCGGUGCGGCGGCUAUCAACAUCUACCAGAACUCCAAAAUCCAAAAGGGUGGUCCUAGUAAAAUUCCGGAUCUCUGGACGUCGAAGAAUUGCUACACCGACAGUCCUUCAAAGCGCAUCUUGUCGUACAAGGUGCCCAGCUUCGAUAAGUUCAGCGCCGCUAGUUGCAUUUCCAAGUGUGCCGGACUUAACUAUCUCUAUGCCGGCCUCGAAUACGGCUCCGAGUGCUUUUGCGGCAAUACCAUCGAUAAUGGCAACACUCCUGCCACCAGCGGUUGUGAUAUGCAACCGGGCCGAUACGUGCGGUGGUGCUGGACGCAUAACCUCUACGUGGCUCCAUGCCAGGGCGUGCCCGGCUGCCACAUCAACGUCGGCCUUUACAAGAUUCUUAAGGUCAAGACCCCAGAACAGUGCUCGGAUGCCUGUCACGCAGAUUCCCGAUGCCAGGCUAUUCAAUUGGGACCGCUCCCGUUCGGGUACAAGUUCUGUAAUCUUUUCGACUACGCCAUCCCUAUUGUCAGGACAAAUGUCGGUAACGAUAUCUGCAACGCUUACAACUUCUUCGACUCGGCAUGUUCACUAUAG